AUGGUAGAAGUCAGAACGGAGUCAGGGCCUAGACUGGCUGCGACAGAAGCAGCAGAAACGGCAGCAGGAGGAGGAUCAGGAAUCGGGACAACUGAAAAUGAUUCAAUCAGUUUUGCAUCAGUUUCCGCGUUGGAGCGGCAGUCAACGGAGAUUUCUUGCAAUGGAGAGUUAAAAAAUGCCGAAACGAGUGAUAAUUCGAAGAGUCAAAGGAAACUGCAGCAUCAUCUUUCCAGAGAAGAAAUUAAAGAUUAUUUCAGGACACGAUUUACGACACUUUUCCCCACUAGGAAAAGCCUAAAACAGGCAAGAGAACAGUAUCCGUUGAAUCCGUUCCCGGCGUUGAGACUAAUGACAUGGCAGCAGACCCAAUUUUUCUUAGUUGGUCUUCUUGCUUGGACUUGGGAUGCACUUGAUUUUUUCUCUGUCUCCCUUAAUAUGGCUGCUAUCGCAGAUGAUUUGAAUUCAACGGUAAAGGACAUUUCACACGCUAUUACUUUGGUUCUGUUAUUGCGUGUCGUUGGUGCUAUUAUAUUUGGAUACGCAGGUGAUAAAUUUGGGAGAAAAUAUCCGUACUGUGUUACAAUGGUUUUGAUUAUCAUAGUUCAACUGGCACAGGGAUUUGUAAAGAGCUAUAGUGCAUUUUUGGGCGUAAGAGCUAUAUUCGGCAUAAUAAUGGGAUCGAUAUACGGUGUCGCAAGUGCAACGGCGUUAGAAAAUGCUCCUGUAGAGGCAAGAUCUAUUUUAUCCGGUAUCUUUCAGCAAGGAUAUGCGCUUGGAUAUCUAUUGGGUGUUGUAUUUGUCAGAGCUAUUGUGGAUAAUUCUUCCCACGGUUGGAGAGCGUUAUUUUGGUUUAGCGCUGGUCCACCGGUUCUAUUUAUCAUCUGGAGAUUGCUAUUACCAGAGUCACCAACCUACGUUAGAUUGAAGGAAGAGCAAAAGAGAUCAGCAAUAAGAACGAACAAUGGCAAAUCAAUUUUUUGGAGAAAUGCUCGUGCAGUAUUGAAAUAUUACUGGAUCACUAUGGUUUACUUGGUUAUAUUAAUGGCGAUGUUUAAUUUUUCAUCUCAUGGUACACAGGAUUUAUUCCCCACAAUGUUGACGAGACAAUAUGAUUAUUCCGAAGAUGCUUCAACUGUUACAAAUUCUGUUGCGAAUUUAGGAGCAAUAGCUGGUGGAAUAAUUGUUGCACAUAGUUCAGCAUUUAUUGGCCGUAGAUUUGCGAUUAUGGUUUGUAUCAUAAUUGCUGGCGCGCUUUUGUAUCCGUGGGGCUUCGUAUCAGAUAAGAGUGGUCUCAAUGCGUCCGUUUUUUUCUUACAGUUUUGUAUACAAGGUUUGUGGGGUUGUUGUCCAAUUUAUCUAAUGGAAAUGUGUCCAAUGGAAUUUAGGACAUUCUUAACAGGUGUAGCCUACCAAAUGGGUAAUAUGAUUAGUAGUGCCUCUUCCACUAUAGAAGCUACUAUCGGAGAAAAAUUUCCAGUUGAAGGUAAACCCGAAGGGGUCUAUGAUUAUGGAAAAGUUAUGGCAAUAUUUAUGGGUUGUGUACUUGCUGUUUUCCUCGUGGUUAUCAUCUUGGGUCCUGAAAAUAAAGGUGGUGAAGUCAUUCUUAAUGAUGAUAUUGUUUCUUCUAGAGGUUCAUUGGAACGUGUGCGCUCGGAGGAUUUAGAAGCCAACAAUCAACUAGAUGUAGAGGAGAUAAAGCCUCAUAGUACCCAUAAAGAAUGA
Molecule: messenger RNA, 1722 nt
Organism: Zygotorulaspora mrakii
Lineage: Eukaryota; Fungi; Ascomycota; Saccharomycetes; Saccharomycetales; Saccharomycetaceae
Gene: JEN1
Product: monocarboxylate/H+ symporter
Exons: 1
Coding region: 1-1722 (573 amino acids)
Biological process (GO): plasma membrane lactate transport
Cellular component (GO): plasma membrane
Molecular function (GO): secondary active monocarboxylate transmembrane transporter activity
Source: RefSeq, a predicted model, not a curated record